Suillus subaureus is the source of this 798-nucleotide messenger RNA. RefSeq lists its product as uncharacterized. The transcript has 3 exons. Lineage: Eukaryota; Fungi; Basidiomycota; Agaricomycetes; Boletales; Suillaceae. The coding region runs from base 1 to 798 and encodes 265 amino acids. The record is from RefSeq and is a predicted model, not a curated record.
AUGGUCGUCGAGACUCAGAAAACGCUUAGCACAGGGACUUUGAAUCUGCGUUUCAUGCAAAAUGCUCGGAGGGCACAGCAGUUAUCCGGUGUCGAUGUCGAGCUCGAGAAAGCGCACGUGAAAGAUGAGGCCGAAUGGGAAGUGGCGCCUGAAAUUCGUAAAGCCUGGGGAUUGGCAGAUGGUGUUCGAGGGUCUAACUCAGAUUCAAAUGACGAUCUGUAUGAGAGAUCGUAUAUGCCUUUCCUCUUUCCUUCUGUUUCUGAAACCCCUGGCCCUGAGGAAGAAAACGGAACUUCAUCAUCGACGUCUCUUGGCAGCGUCAAACCCCACGGCCGUCGCAAAUUUAAUAAAAACGGGGAAGAGUCAUCCAAACCUCCAGAAGUGCGGUCCGCAGUUGUUACAGACGUCCAACCUGAUGAGACGCGGAAAAUCAAGAUCAAAUCGAUAUCCAGCUCAACUAACAGUGUCACAUCCGCCAAGCCAUCAAAGAAGCUCAAGGAUCCGGCGAGUCGGGUGAUAUACGACAACAACAACGUUGGCGUUGACCUUCGCUCAGGCUCCUUAUCUUCAAACCGCACGUCACCUGCAUCAGCACCGAAGUCAAUCAGUUCUAGUGGCAGUAACGCGUUCAUGAAGCCCGCUGGCGUGGAUGAUCCUUCUCCUUCGAGUAGGGUUGCACCCUCAACUUUAGCUUCUGCCUCUUUCGCACGAAAGGGGAAGAGAAGACAGGAGCAGGAUAACGCAGAAGUCGAGACCAUGGGACUGAAGAAGAAAAAAACAGUAUCGUUCGUCCAGUGA